UCUUGCCUCAUCUCAUCAACUACACACGAUUUCUACCAUCACCAACCUUUUACUUAUCAGCCAAUUUCCAACCAACAUUCUCAGCAAAAAUGCAUUUCAAUCUAGCCAUUGGCACAAUCCUCUCAGCAGCCUUGUUCUGCACUACUCACGCAACAUUGUUUGAAACAAAUGAAGACAUCGAUUCUCUCAAGAGCAAAAGCCAACUUGUGGCUCGCUCCGCUGCGGCACAUGUUGUUUGUGAAGCAGGGCUGAGCGAUACGAAUAUUUGCGAGAACACCUACUGUGCUUGUUCUGGAGACACCAUUUUCUGUGUCCCAGGCGUUACAUGUUUGAGCACCUGUGUGUGUGCUGUUUGAUCCCGGAACGGAAUGGCUGUUAGAUAUCUCAGUCUUGAUAAGGUUUUUUCCAUUUGACUGGUUUCCCUUAUCUUUGAAUGAAUGAUAAGAUUAGAUAUCUAGAAAUAGCAAGAGUUAUAAUAAAAGGUUGAUCCAAGAUUUCUUUUCUUGUGCAAUGCAGCAA
This is a messenger RNA of Trichoderma atroviride IMI 206040, 519 nucleotides long. The record is from RefSeq and is a predicted model, not a curated record. Lineage: Eukaryota; Fungi; Ascomycota; Sordariomycetes; Hypocreales; Hypocreaceae.